UGAUGGCGAUUACGCUUUGUGCGUAGUUUCGGUGAUUUUAACAAAUGUAGUUGUUGCCCCAUUGGUGAAACUACUCUAUAAUCCUUCAAGGCAAUACAAUACUUUGAAAAGAAGCACCAUCCAACAUUGCAGGCGAGAUUCAGAAUUUCGGAUGCUGGUCUGCAUCCACAAACGUGACAAUGUCCCUGCAAUCAUAAACCUUCUAGAAAUAUCACACGCCACAGAAGAGAGCCCUAUAGCAGUCAUUGGCUUGGUGCUCGUCAAGAUUGAGGGACGAGCUGCCCCAAUCCUAAUAGAAAACAGCGGGAAAGGAGUCCCGGAGACAGAAUCAUCCAGUACAACCAGCAUCCUCAAUGCCUUAAGGAACUAUGAGCAAAAUCAUCGGAACUCCUCCACCGUCCAAUCAUUCACCUCAAUCACGCAUUUUGAAACAAUGCAUGAUGAUAUUUGUCGUCUGGCAAUGAACAAGAGAGCCACUAUUGUAAUCAUGCCGUUUCAUAAGAAAUGGGCCAUCGAUGGCUCCAUCGAAUCUACAAACCGUUCUAUCCAACAAAUGAACCGCAAUGUCCUCAAAAACGCUCCAUGUUCUGUUGGAAUUCUCAUUAACCGUGGAAUCUUAAACGGGUCAUUGUCUGUUCUGAAUGGUAGGUUGUUGUUCAAUGUUGCUGUUCUAUUCUUUGGCGGCCCAGAUGACGCGGAGUCACUAGCUUAUGGAGCUCGCAUGGUGAGACAUGGAUGUGUAAAGAUAACAGUCGUGAACUUUCUUCUCUUUGGAAAUGCAAACAGUAAAGAAAGGAAGCGAGACAGCGAUUUAAUCAAUGAAUAUCGAAAAGGUAACUUGGGAAAUCAGCAAUUUUUGUAUUUCGAAGAAGUGGUAAGAGAUGGGGUAGAGCUCGCUGGAUGUCUGGCAAAGAUGGUGGGUUGUUUUGAUUUAGUUUUAGUGGGGAAAUAUCAUCAGAAGUCUCCUCUAUUUAGAGGCCUUGAAGAGUGGAGUGAGUGCCCUGAGCUAGGGGUCAUUGGCGAUAUGCUUGCUUCACCAGAUUUUGAGUGCACUGCAUCAGUCUUAGUCGUUCAGCAGCCAAGAAUGAGAGUGAACGAAACGGAACCGCUUAUUCAUGAAGCUCCAGAUGAUAACAGAGUAUGCCUUUCGAUGGAGAGAAGGAAUCAGAGAAUAUUUUAGGAGGUCAUUAUUGUUGUUAUUAUUAUUAUUAGUUUUUAAGCUUGACAUGUUGCUCCCAGCUAGAAGAGCAAAUUGGACCUUUCACACAAUUUAAUAAAUAUAUAAAUAUGCAGUUAAAAAACAAGAAGAAGAACCCAUAAACUGAGAAGAGAUGAAACCGAAAGAAAGAAAGAGAGGAAGAAGGAAAGAAAGAGAAAGGGAAGAGAUGGAUACUUUGAUAUACAUGAUUGUUUGUUGUUGAAUUAUGUUUUUGAA
Populus nigra (black poplar) is the source of this 1435-nucleotide messenger RNA. Its product is annotated as cation/H(+) antiporter 15-like. Gene Ontology annotation, biological process: regulation of pH. The record is from RefSeq and is a predicted model, not a curated record. The coding region runs from base 152 to 1180 and encodes 342 amino acids. NCBI's taxonomy places the organism in Eukaryota, Viridiplantae, Streptophyta, Magnoliopsida, Malpighiales, Salicaceae. The transcript has a single exon. Gene Ontology annotation, cellular component: endomembrane system.